GCGGCCCGGGCUGCCCUCAGUUAGCGACCGGACCCGAAACUGACAAGUAGUCGGUACUGGGGAGGACGCGAGGGCCAGAGAUCGCUUCGCCGUAUUCGUUUCUCUUCCGAGUCUUCGGAGAUCGAGGGUCCACCCCUGGGGCGGACUUGUUUACGCCUCUUGUUCCUGUCGCAGCUUCGGAACGCUAGCCGGGGCUUAACCCCUCACCUCCGCGCCGGCCCUGGGAAGGGGAGAAGGAUGGAGUUCAAACUGGAGGCUCAUCGCAUCGUCAGCAUCUCGCUGGGCAAAAUCUACAAUUCGCGGGUCCAGCGCGGCGGCAUCAAGCUGCACAAGAACCUCCUGGUCUCGCUGGUGCUCCGCAGCGCCCGCCAGGUCUACCUUAGCGACCCGUGCCCCGGCCUCUACCUGGCGGGUCACCCGGGGACCCCGGCGCCGCCGCAGCAGCUCGGGGAGCCGGCGGCCGGUCCACCCGCGGGCUGGGGGGAGCCGCCCCCGCCGGCCGCCCGCUCCGCCUGGCCGGAACCCGAGCCGCAGCCGGAGCUCCCCGCCGUCCCAGAAGUGCUACGGACGGGUGACGCGGAGACCGCGGCCGCGGUGACGGGCACCGGGGACGCACUUCAGGGCGGAGAGGGGGAGGCGGCGGAAGCUGCUUGGCGCCGCGUGGAGGGACCGCGAGAGACGGCGGCCGGAGGCGCCGGGGGCCCUGCCGGAGGCUCGGACGUUUUCCCGGAGGGGCCCCGGCCAGCGCGCCGCCCCUGCGGCUGUCCCCCGGGGGACGAGGACACGCUGAGCGCGGCCCCCCGUAUGGACUGCUGCCGUACGCCGCGCCCCGCCGGGGACCAGCCCCCCGCAACGCCCCCCGUCUGCCCCAGGAAGCGCGGUGCGGCGGGAGUGGGCGGCGGCCCCGCGGGCUGCCCGGCGCCCGGCUCUACCCCGCUCAAGAAACCCCGCCGGAACUUAGAGGAGCAGUCGGGCGGGGCGGCGGUGGCAGCGGAGGAGGAGGAGAUGGAGACCGGUAACGUGGCUAACCUCAUCAGCAUCUUCGGUUCCAGCUUCUCGGGACUCUUACGGAAAAGCCCCGGGGGCGGCCGGGAGGAAGCCGAGGGAGAGGAGACCGGUCCGGAAGCCACCGAGCCCGGGCAGAUCUGCUGCGAUAAGCCGGUGCUGAGAGACAUUAACCCUUGGAGCACUGCCAUCGUGGCCUUCUGAGCCCCCGGGUCCGCGUGCGGGAAGCAGGUUGAGCAGCGGGCAUCCCCGACGUGAGGGCUGGGCCUCCCCCGGCUGCGAGGACGCCGCAGAGACCGUCGGCGCUGAGCGCGAGGAGGGACCGGGUGCUGCCGGGCAGCACAGACUGCCCUUGGGCUUGGCGGCCGGCUGUGCCGUGCCGCUCGGGGCUCUUGAGACUUGGGGUGUGAGGCUUAUUGGAAGAGGACGAUCGUGAACUCUUGUGUCUGUGUACAUCUAUCUGUGUGUGUCAGUUUGUCUUGUUGAAUUCAGACUAUUCUGUCCCUCUGGAAUGCAUCACCCCUUCCCUGGGCUUAGGAGAUUGGGGGCAGACAGGGACUUUCCUCUGCCGGCAGCUCGGAGAAGGAAGCGGCUAAAAAGGCCGGGCCAGGGAGUUCCCCAUUCGUUCUCGGGGGAGGAAGGGACUUUACACACACCCCUCACAUGAAAGCGAGAACCGCACCGGGGCCAGGAGUGGCGCUUCCUCACAGGAUUUUCUAAGACUAGAGGGAUUUAGUCUGGAGUAGAGGCUUGUAUUGUUUCUCUCUCUCCCCACCUUUCUCUCACUGAAGAAACGUUUAUACCCUGUGAUUACUCUUGGAAAGGGGAAUGUUAGCGGCCCUUGUCUUCCCCACGGGGAGGAAAGCUUGAUGAAAUUCACAGAAGAGUUUCAAGCUUGAAAAUAGGGAGUUUAUAGAGAAAAGAUAUAUUUUUUAAAAGCUCUAGAUCAGAACUACUACACAGUGCUUUUAAAAAGUGUUUAAGGAAACAGAGUUUACAGACCGAAGCCCUAAGUGGAAAGACCGUCUGGUUUUGUAGAUAGUGACUCCAGUCUUUGUUGUAUAAAGGUUGGGGGAGCUGACAAGGUUUUUGUACAGUAUUUUCUCCUUCGUUGUAUUGAUUUUUGUAUAAAAAUGUAACUUUACGUGUCUAACACGUAUUAAAUAUUUUGAAGCAA
Messenger RNA from Camelus dromedarius (Arabian camel), 2182 nucleotides. RefSeq names its product immediate early response 5 (gene IER5). The transcript has a single exon. The record is from RefSeq and is a predicted model, not a curated record. NCBI's taxonomy places the organism in Eukaryota, Metazoa, Chordata, Mammalia, Artiodactyla, Camelidae. Bases 238 to 1209 code for a protein of 323 amino acids.